Messenger RNA from Pipistrellus nathusii (Nathusius's pipistrelle), 3588 nucleotides. NCBI's taxonomy places the organism in Eukaryota, Metazoa, Chordata, Mammalia, Chiroptera, Vespertilionidae. The record is from the annotation of a GenBank genome assembly.
AUGGGUGAGGAGGGGCCCCCCAGCCUGGAGUACAUCCAAGCCAAGGAUCUGUUCCCCCCCAAGGAACUAGUGAAAGAGGAGGAGAAUCUGCAGGUGCCCUUCACGGUGCUGCAGGGUGAGGGAGUGGAGUUCCUGGGCCGGGCAGCCGAUGCCCUCAUUGCCAUCUCCAACUACCGGCUGCAUAUCAAGUUCAAGGAUUCUGUCAUCAACGUCCCGCUCCGGAUGAUUGACAGUGUGGAGAGCCGUGAUAUGUUCCAGUUGCACAUUGCCUGCAAGGACUCCAAAGUGGUGAGGUGCCACUUCUCCACUUUCAAGCAGUGCCAAGAGUGGCUGUCACGGCUAAGCCGGGCCACAGCGAGACCUGCCAAGCCUGAGGACCUCUUUGCCUUUGCCUACCACGCCUGGUGCCUGGGGCUGACCGAGGAGGAUCAGCAUACCCACUUGUGUCAGCCAGGAGAACACAUACGAUGUCGGCAGGAGGCUGAGCUUGUGAGGAUGGGCUUUGACCUGCAGAAUGUCUGGAGAGUCUCUCACAUCAACAGCAACUACAAAUUGUGCCCAAGUUAUCCCCAGAAGCUGCUGGUUCCUGUGUGGAUCACAGAUAAAGAGCUGGAGAAUGUGGCCUCCUUCCGCUCGUGGAAACGGAUCCCCGUGGUUGUGUAUAGACAUCUACGCAAUGGGGCUGCCAUCGCCCGCUGCAGCCAGCCGGAGAUCAGCUGGUGGGGCUGGCGCAAUGCUGACGAUGAGUACCUGGUCACAUCCAUCGCUAAAGCCUGUGCCCUCGACCCGGGGACAAGGGCCACUGGGGGCUCCCUCGGCACUGGGAACAGUGAUGCCAGCGAGGCGUGUGACACUGACUUCGAUUCCUCCUUGACUGCAUGCUCUGGAGUGGAGAGCACAGCGGCCCCUCAGAAGCUGCUGAUCUUGGAUGCUCGGUCCUACACCGCGGCAGUGGCUAACCGGGCUAAGGGUGGAGGUUGUGAAUGCGAAGAGUACUACCCCAACUGUGAGGUCGUGUUCAUGGGAAUGGCCAACAUCCAUGCCAUCCGGAACAGCUUCCAGUACCUCCGCGCUGUGUGUAGCCAGAUGCCAGACCCCAGCAACUGGUUGUCAGCACUGGAGAGCACCAAAUGGCUGCAACACUUGUCGAUGAUGCUAAAGGCAGCUGUGCUUGUGGCUAAUACAGUAGACCGGGAAGGCCGGCCUGUGCUGGUGCACUGCUCGGAUGGCUGGGAUCGGACGCCACAGAUCGUAGCCCUGGCUAAAAUACUACUGGACCCGUAUUACAGGACACUGGAGGGCUUCCAAGUAUUAGUAGAGUCUGACUGGCUGGAUUUCGGACACAAGUUUGGAGAUCGCUGCGGCCACCAGGAGAAUGCAGAGGACCAAAAUGAGCAGUGUCCUGUGUUCCUCCAGUGGCUCGAUUCUGUUCAUCAGCUGCUCAAGCAGUUCCCCUGCCUGUUUGAGUUUAACGAAGCAUUCCUGGUCAAACUGGUGCAGCACACAUACUCCUGCCUCUACGGCACGUUCCUGGCCAACAACCCCUGUGAACGUGAAAAGCGUAACAUCUAUAAGCGGACCUGCUCUGUGUGGGCCCUCCUGCGAGCUGGCAAUAAGAACUUUCAUAACUUUCUCUACACACCUGGCUCAGACAUGGUCCUGCACCCCGUGUGUCACGUCCGGGCCCUGCACCUCUGGACAGCUGUUUACCUGCCAGCAUCAUCUCCAUGCACACUCGGGGAGGAGAACAUGGAUCUUUACCUUUCCCCAGUGACUCAGAGCCAGGAGUUCUCUGGUCGCUCUCUGGACAGAUUACCUAAAACCAGAUCUAUGGAUGAUCUUCUUUCUGCCUGUGACACGAGCAGCCCUCUGACACGCACAUCCAGUGACCCUAACCUGAAUAACCAUUGUCAGGAGACCAGAGCAGGCCUGGAGCCCUGGCAUGGCAAUCCUGAGGGACCAGAGACAGCCUUCGUGGAAACUGGGGUAGGAGGUCCUCAGCAGACUGUAGGAGAAAUGGGUCUUCCCUCGCCUCUGCCCAGCAGCCAGAAAGACUACUUGAGCAAUAAACCUUUCAAGAGUCACAAAAGCUGUUCUCCAAGUUACAAGCUGCUUGGUGCCACAGUGCCCCAGGAAAUGAAGAGCAACUCCUCUGAUCCUGAGAUUAAAGUCCUGGAAGAGACCACGGCAUCAGCUCCAGACCAUCCUGCCCAGGAGGAGCUGUGUAGGACUUUAGAUGGCACAGAGGAGCCACCUGAACAUUUCCCUGAAAAAGAAGCUGCUAGUGCACUCUCUAAAGUAAUUUCCAACAAGUGUGAUAGAAUUUGUGAUUUUCCUGAGUCUUCCCAGGACUCCCUUACAGGUGCCCCCCAACAAGCCCAGCGAGGCUCUGUGCUAGGUGUACCCUCCAGAUCUGCUCCAGAUCACAGUCUGGGCACCCUUUGCAACCCACUGAGUGCUACCUGCCAAACUCCUCCAGACCCAAGCACUGACUUUGUCAACCAGGAUCCCCCAGAGUCUGUGGCAAGUAUCUCCCACCAGGAACAGCCCAGUUCUGUGCCAGAUCUGAUUGAUGGGGAGGAAGACACUGACAAAAGAGGGAAUAAUAGGAAUGGGCAGUCAUUGGAAAAUCCUCGCUUUGGGAAAGUGCCACUGGAUUUGGCCCGAAAGCCAAUUUCUCAGAGCCAGAUCAGUGAGUUCUCCUUUUUAGGUUCCAACUGGGACAGUUUCCAAGGGAUGGCGACUUCUUUCCCAAGUGGGGAGACCACUCCUCGGCGGCUGCUUUCCUAUGGUUGUUGUAGCAAGAGGUCGAGCAGUAAGCAGAUGCGGCCCUUGGUGCCCUGCUUUGGGGGCCAAUGGGUUCAGAGAGAAGGGGUGAAGUCACCUCUCUGUUCUAGUCAUUCCAAUGGACACUGUACUGGUCCAGGAGGAAAAAACCGGAUAUGGUUGUCCGGUCACCCAAAGCAGGUCUCCAGCACAAAGCCUGUUCCACUGAGCUGCCCUUCUCCAGUGCCUCCUCUCUAUCUGGAUGAUGAUGGACUCCCCUUUCCCACGGAUGUGAUCCAGCAUAGACUACGGCAAAUUGAAGCAGGGUACAAGCAAGAGGUGGAGCAGCUACGUCGACAGGUGCGGGAACUGCAAAUGAGACUGGAUAUCCGUCACUGCUGUGCCCCUCCAGCAGAACCUCCCAUGGACUAUGAGGACGAUUUUACAUGUUUGAAGGAGUCGGAUGGAAGUGAUACAGAAGAUUUCGGCUCUGAUCACAGUGAAGACUGCCUUUCAGAAGCAAGCUGGGAACCUGUGGAUAAGAAAGAGACUGAGGUGACUCGCUGGGUUCCAGACCAUAUGGCAUCACAUUGCUAUAACUGUGACUGUGAAUUCUGGUUGGCCAAACGAAGACACCAUUGCAGAAAUUGCGGGAAUGUAUUUUGUGCCGGUUGCUGCCACCUGAAGUUGCCCAUUCCUGAUCAGCAACUUUAUGACCCAGUUCUUGUCUGUAACUCAUGUUACGAACAUAUCCAAGUAUCUCGUGCCAGGGAACUUAUGAGCCAACAUCUGAAGAAACCCAUUGCUACAGCUUCCAGUUGA